AUGGAUCAUGAAAUGAGCAGCAAAUCGCAAUCGCCGCCACCAUCAUCGAAUAAGCAGCAGUCCGCGAUGCCGGAUAUACUACCGGAUUUAAAGGAUCUGCUGAUCUGUAUAUUCGAUACGGUGGGCGCAUCACAAUUAACCAGUCGAUAUCAGAUUAAAAUUUUGCAUGCCAUUAAUAACAAACCUGCAUCAGUUAUCGAAAUUUUGGCCGAUUAUUAUCUCGCUCAUCUGGCCGAGGUGCAGCAGCAGCUCUCCACCACAGAUAUUGCCGUUACGAUUGCUUUCGCUCGGCGAAUUGUUGACAGCGACUGCGCCGAUUCAGUGGCUGCUGUAAGUGCUUUGGCUUUUUCCCGUUACGUUUGUGCUUUGGUAAUGAAGAAUGGUGAUUGCGAUUUAAAAUUGAUCCAUGAACUGAUCAAGGCUCUUGCUGAAGAACUGCAUUGCGAUGAUAUCAUAUCAAAGCUCAAUGCUCUUGAAAUCUUCAAAACAAAACAUAUUUUUAUUAUUUGA
Gongylonema pulchrum is the source of this 510-nucleotide messenger RNA. Lineage: Eukaryota; Metazoa; Nematoda; Chromadorea; Rhabditida; Gongylonematidae. The record is from the annotation of a GenBank genome assembly.